GAGAGAAAGGUGUUGUCUUUCAUCUAUAUCUACAACUCUGCCUGGACUUGAGACUCAAUAGUUCAGAGGGAUACGCGAGUCAUGAUAUUGGAAAGGAAACGGAAAAUCGAGCUCUUCUGAAUUAAUAGGAGGAUAACACACGUAAUCAAAUCACUCGUUCUGCCUCUUCGCUACAAAUUUUCCUUAAUCUGGGAUAACCAGUCACACAUAUCUCAACAUGCAGCGAAGUAACAUGGUUCAGUUUCUCUUCCCAUUUAUCUUGGCCAUCUUAAGCGUGGAUGCUGUAUAUUUUGAAGAUGGAGAACUGUGUAUGGUAAAAAGAAACUUUACUGUAGCCACCUGUGGCCUCAAACCAGAGAUUUUCGCUAUCAAGAAUGCGCUGUCGAGAAUGGAGAAUGAAAUUUCAAGUUUAGGGAGUGAAUUAAGACAAGUUAAAAAAACCUGUGGUAGUUGUGUUCAUCGGGAAGCAAGAAGUUGUGCUGACAACCUUUAUCUUGGAGCAACUGAGGACGGACUUUACUACAUUGAUCCUGAUGGCAACGGAAAAUUCAAGGUAUUUUGUGACAUGACAACAUCAGGUGGAGGAUGGACUGUAUUUCAACGUCGUCUUGAUGGAAGUGUCAACUUCUACAGAGGAUGGCAAGAUUACAAGACAGGUUUUGGCACCUUGUACGGUGAACAUUGGCUUGGUCUCGAAAAAAUUCACAGAAUAACAAAAAGCCAAAAGCAUGAACUUCGGAUUGAACUAGAAGAUUUUUCUGGAAACACCCGUUUUGCCCAAUAUACCAAUGUUUCAAUUUCUAAUGAAAGUGACAAAUAUCGAAUAAAUCUCGGAGUAUAUUCAGGUAAUGCUGGUGGUAAUGCUCUAAGGUUGCAUGAAAACAUGGCUUUUACAACCAAAGAUUCUGACAACGACUUAUUCAAUGAGAAUUGCGCUGUUAAAUUCAAAGGUGCUUGGUGGUACAAUAAAUGUCAUCAUUCAAACCUGAAUGGAGAUUAUCACCAAAGUGCUCUUGUCCAGUAUGGCAAUGGUAUUAUCUGGUAUGAAUGGAAAGGGUAUUAUUUCUCUCUCAAACACGUUACAAUGAAAAUUAGAGCUGUUUAACCGAAGGAGAGGGAACUGUGGUUUCAUUGUUAUAAUACAUACAAACACUUUGAUUCUUUCUGUCUUGUAUCUGUCUUGAAUUAUCUUUA
Molecule: messenger RNA, 1194 nt
Organism: Dendronephthya gigantea
Lineage: Eukaryota; Metazoa; Cnidaria; Anthozoa; Malacalcyonacea; Nephtheidae
Product: microfibril-associated glycoprotein 4-like
Exons: 5
Coding region: 218-1105 (295 amino acids)
Source: RefSeq, a predicted model, not a curated record